AAACGCGAGUUGUAACUGUCGGUUUAUCGGUGUUAGGAGUACUUGCGAGAGGAGUCGUAAAAACAUAAUAUCUAGUGUCUUCGCUAGACCGGUCCCAAUCACCGCUCAACUUGAGCUAUGUUCCCGUACGUUGCAGUCGGUGUAAUCCUUCUCCUGUCGUCGGUUCACGGCGGAAUGCAGUUUUUCCAGUGCGACUUUGAAGCUGGCGAGAUAUGCGGAUUAACUCAAAGCAUGGAUGACGAUUUCGAUUGGGAGUUGGGUGCAGGUUCAACCCCAACUGAAAACACAGGCCCUUCAUUUGAUCACACUCUUGGAACUGCAACAGGUCAUUAUCUGUAUAUUGAAGGUUCCAACAGAGAAAUAGGGAAUAAGGCCAAUAUCAUCACCCCGAUAUUAGAAUAUCGAUCUGCACAUAUUUGUGUGAGAUUCUAUUACCAUAUGUAUGGAGCCCACAUCGGCGCACUCAAUGUUUAUAUCGGUAACCAUGGAAAUAGUUCAGACCUCCUUAUAUGGAAUAUGACAAGUGAAUCGGAAGAUGAAUGGUUGAAGGCAGAUAUUGACAUGCAUCUGGAAGAUGGAUACAGGAUGACCUUUGAAGGAAUCCGAGGGAGCAAUUUUCGAAGCGACAUAGCAAUUGAUGAUAUCAUGGUGUCCCAUGGGCUUUGCAGGGAUAUGGGCAGUACACUUACACCACCCUUGAAAAUUACCUCAGCUGACGAACUACGACAAGUAAUUGUUGACACGUCGAACACUGAAACACUGCCACCGAAUAUCACGAAUGGAUUAAAUGAAACGGUACUGGCGGGAGCUUCAGAAACGUCAGGUGUGUAUAUUGAGAUGUCGACUCUUCUAAUUAUCGUAUGUUGUGGAGUGGUAUUCUGGACAGUCGUGUUUAUAAGUUUAUGCGUGUACAUUCUGAGAGACAGGAGAAAAAAGAAAAAUGAUGGAGUGUCACAGGAACCUUGUGAUGGAACUAGUAACGGAAGUAACAAUAGUGAGAAUGAAUUAGAAACUAGUCCCAUUGAUGUAACCUUUGCGAAUGAAACUGAUAUUAUAGUUCACGAGGCACACACCCAUGAGAAUGAACCGCGGACGAAUGAAAAGACAAGGUCAGCUAAAAUUGUGCCUGGCAAGUGUGAUGGUAUUACUCCUAGUGUUAACGCUACAGAGAGAGAAACGGAUUCCCAUACCAGUCCACACAUAAAUGAACUCAUUUUAAAGUUUAAAAAAUUAGAACAGGCACAAACACAGAUCAACUAGUUAAUUAAUUUAUUGUUUUAAAGAGAUUUUUUAAUACAACAAAAAAAGAUU
Saccoglossus kowalevskii is the source of this 1311-nucleotide messenger RNA. RefSeq names its product thyroid hormone-induced protein B-like. NCBI's taxonomy places the organism in Eukaryota, Metazoa, Hemichordata, Enteropneusta, Harrimaniidae. Gene Ontology annotation, cellular component: membrane. The record is from RefSeq and is a predicted model, not a curated record.